AUGUCAGAACUUGUGGUUCUACCGAGAACCACAUUCCGGCCGCCUUCUCCGCAGGGCCGGAGGAGGCCGGCUCGGACCCUUAAUCCCAUAAUGGAAGAGCCUGAGCAGACCAAGGACUUGUCUGCCGAACGGAGGAGGAGAGACAAGGAGUCGACAGACAAGAUCGAGCAGUGGCUGUCCCCCUUGAGCGAUCACUUCCCCACGCCGAGAGGUAUGCACUUUCUCGCUGCCCCGAUCUUGCCCGCUACCCCAUCGCAUCUGCCGAGCGACUGUGAGGCCGAUAUCGACAACGACGACGCUAGCUCCGAAACGUCGUCGUCAAAUCCAUCCCUCCACUGGAACAACGGCAGUGGGAAUAUCGGCAACGGCCGAGAAAGCAUAAUGACCGAUGUGACCGAGUUUGAUGACCUCUACGACGUUUCCGAUGACGAAAUUCGACGAAAGCAGUUUCUCCAAACGAAUGGAUUGGGCCGCCGGGGAAGCUCAAGGAGUUUCAGACGGAGCGCAAGGGCAUCCAUGGAGGCGCGGAGGUCUUUGACUCCUCUAGUAAUUCCCGGGGAGUCUGCAGCCGCAGCUGCGAAGAAAGUCAUCUCGCCGAUACCCCCAACACCGCCAUCCACAGUUGCCAUGUCGCCCGCCAUCAAGAAUUUGAUGGCGCUGCGGCAGACGCAGGAGAUUCCGCGCAUCUCUGCGCCCCCAUCCCUCGAUGGAAGCAUCAAUUCGGAAGAGAUGGCGGCAAUGUCUGCCCCUCCAACGCCCAUGAUUGGAGCCGAGGACAGCCCUGACGAAGAGUGGUCGGGGGUCCGCCUACAGCCGGGUGCCCUUGAAACCCUCCAGGCUCUGUCUGGCAGUGAAUCUGAAUAUGAUGAGGAGCCGCCACAGGUCAUAGAGGUACCACAGGAGAUGACUGAAAUGCGUCAGCAGCUUCCUCGCCUGAUGACUGGAGCCGGCCCGGCCCGCGCGCCUUCUCAACGACAAUCACUCUCGGAGCUGAGCAAGCUUGAGAUUCCGUCUCCUGGCGGCUUUUUCUCCGAGCUUUCAUCUGCGAGCCGGCGCACCUGGCACAUGGGCAGUCAGCCCGAUGACCAUAAUCCCCCAACCUCGACUACAGCGGAGAACUUCUACAAAACUCCAUGGAGUCGUCCUGCCGAGCGAGUCCCGCCACCCCCACCGCGGCCUCUACAUCUUGAUGAUUUGCCGUCCGCUAUAGUCGAGCGCGUCAUUGAGUUUCCCGAUAAUUCGAAGCAGGAAGACCCUCUAACGGCAAUCCGGGCUGAGUCGACUCCCAUUACAGCGAGAAAGAUUCCUGCUACUCCCAAGGUGCUAGAGGGAACAGCUUCCGAGGCCAUAGUUGAAGAACCGUCUUCUCCUGUCGAUGUUAACGAAAUCAUUGCCGAGUAUGUCUUGAAGCAGGAGGAAAGUGCUGUUUCGCACAUGCACCGUACCGAGAUGUGGCUGGCAGCGCAGCGAGCCUACUUCCGCGGCCUCCCAGGUUUGUCAGAAGAGAGCGACGACGUGGAAGACCCCGCCCAAGAAUCAGAGCCCGAGGACAAGCCUGAGGUCCCACCCAAGGAUUCGCCUGUUGAUACGGUACAAUACGAGCCGAAGAAAAAGACGGUUCGAUUCUCUGACGCGGUCCUCGAGGCGAGUAUACCCCGCAGCCUGCCCUCGAAGCUGGCUCGCCAGGAGUCCGCUUACUACCGUGCCUUCACCGAUGCGGCCGUGAGGACAUGUCCCAGUGAUGUCUUUGUCCAUCGACAGCCGCGCUUUGAGGCCCUCCAAGCUCAGCGCAUUUCGCUCAAGGACUUUCACCGCAACCAGCUACUCGGCAAGUUUCAACUCUCAGUAGUACCCCAGUCGGCCAAGAAGCGCAUGAGUACCAACGUGGUCCGUGGCGACGACAACAUCGUUGACGACCCGGAGAAGCUCCGCGCCGACAAGGAAGCCGAGGCACUCUCGCAGAUGAGCAUGGCUGCGUGGCACGUCGCCGCCACUAAGCUGCUUAACGGCGGCCGUCUCAUCUCAGCCCCUGUGGCCAAAAGGCUUGCCCGCCAGAGCUGCAUGGCACCUGGUGCUAACGGCAUCAGUCGCGAUCGCGCGCGUAUCUUGGACCUCUCUGGACAAGGCACGUGCGACUGGGCAUGGCAUGCCGCUUUUCAAUACCCCAACACUAAGAUCUACACGGUCACCACCAAGACCAUCCGCCAGCUCAGCAACAGCAACAUCCGCGGCCCGCCGAACCACCGGCAGGUCGCCGUCGAUUUCCUAGGCAGGUUGCCAUUUGCCGACGAUCAAUUUGAUCUGAUCUCGGCGCGGGAACUGCACGCCGUCCUCAAACUGUUCGGCGAAAACGGCAUCGACGAAUGGGAUGCUUGUCUCAAAGAGUGCAUGCGUGUGCUGAAGCCCGGAGGCUACCUCGAGUUUAGCGUCCUCGACGCCGACAUCAUGAAUGCAGGCCCGCUCGGCAACGCCAAGGCUGUUGAGUUUGGCUUUGCCCUGCAGACACUUGGCUAUGACCCCAACCCGACCCGUUCUUUCCUUGGGCGCCUAGCCGCCGCCGGGUUUGAGGAAGUCCGUCGCGCGUGGCUGUGUCUCCCGGUCGGUCCCAAGCGGCCGCCGCGCCCCAUCGUGUCUCCUGCCAGUUCCAGAGACUCGACCUCGGGCGCGUCGGUCAAGGUCCACCAGCUUGAGGCCAUUGUCUCCGGGUCGACCGAGAAUGUGGCUGCCAUCACUGGCAUCGCGGCGGGCUGGAGCUGGGAGAGAUGGCUGCUCCGCGCCGAGAUGGAGAAGGUUGCUGGCGAGCUCAGACUUGCCGAUACUGUCAACCCAGGGGAGGCGAUGCGCGAGGCUGGCAAGACAAUUGCCGAUGUCCACGCUGUCGUGGAGGAGGGCCGGGGUAUGGGGUCCAUGUUCCGCAUGCUAAAGGGGUACGCGAAGAAGCCGAAGCCGGUACCAGUGGUGGACGUGGACGCGGCGGAUCUGGACCGGAGCGGGUCCAUCAGGAUUUUCCUGGAUACUGCUUCGCUUAACGGAUGUUGA
Messenger RNA from Canariomyces notabilis, 3039 nucleotides. RefSeq lists its product as uncharacterized. Gene Ontology annotation, molecular function: S-adenosylmethionine-dependent methyltransferase activity. NCBI's taxonomy places the organism in Eukaryota, Fungi, Ascomycota, Sordariomycetes, Sordariales, Chaetomiaceae. The record is from RefSeq and is a predicted model, not a curated record. The transcript has a single exon. The coding region runs from base 1 to 3039 and encodes 1012 amino acids.